This is a messenger RNA of Eutrema salsugineum, 2438 nucleotides long. RefSeq names its product camelliol C synthase. Gene Ontology annotation, cellular component: lipid droplet. The record is from RefSeq and is a predicted model, not a curated record. Gene Ontology annotation, biological process: triterpenoid biosynthetic process. The transcript has 17 exons. The coding region runs from base 1 to 2298 and encodes 765 amino acids. Gene Ontology annotation, molecular function: beta-amyrin synthase activity. NCBI's taxonomy places the organism in Eukaryota, Viridiplantae, Streptophyta, Magnoliopsida, Brassicales, Brassicaceae.
AUGUGGAAGUUGAAGAUAGCAAAUGGAAACAAAGAGGAGCCCUACUUGUUCAGCACCAACAACUUCCUUGGACGGCAGACAUGGGAGUUUGAUCCAGACGCCGGCACAGCGGAGGAACGAGCCGCCGUCGAAGAAGCUCGCCGGAAUUUUUUUGAUGAUCGUUUUCGGGUUAAAGCUAGCAGCGACCUCAUAUGGCGUAUGCAGUUUUUGAAGGAGAAGAAAUUCGAGGAAUCUAUACCUCCGGCUCCGGUGAAGGUUGAAGACGCCAAGAAAAUCACGAGCGAAGCAGCUACAAAUGCGUUAAGGAGAGGAGUCAAUUUCUUAUCGGCAUUGCAGGCCAGUGAUGGCCACUGGCCUGCCGAAAAUGCUGGUCCCUUGUUCUUCCUUCCACCACUGGUUUUCUGUUUAUUCGUCACUGGACAUCUCCAGGAGAUAUUCACCAAAGAGCAUCUUCGAGAGACCCUCCGAUAUAUCUACUGUCACCAGAAUGAAGAUGGUGGGUGGGGAUUACAUAUAGAAGGCCACAGCACCAUGUUCUGCACCACACUAAACUACAUAUGCGUGCGCUUACUUGGAGAAGGUCCAAAUGGAGGACCGGGAAACGCCUGCGAACGUGCCAGGAAAUGGAUUCUUAGCCAUGGUGGUGCAACCUACAUACCAUCUUGGGGGAAAACUUGGCUUUCGAUACUCGGUGUAUUUGAUUGGUCAGGAAGCAACCCCAUGCCUCCAGAGUUUUGGAUCCUACCUUCGUUUCUUCCUAUACAUCCAGCGAAAAUGUGGUGUUACUGCCGGUUGGUUUACAUGCCAAUGUCUUAUCUUUAUGGGAAGAGAUUCGUUGGUCCAACAAGUCCUCUUAUUCUACAACUAAGGGAAGAAAUAUACUUACAACCUUAUGCAGAAAUAAACUGGAAUAGAGCACGCCAUCUAUGUGCAAAGGAAGAUGCGUACUAUCCCCGUCCACUGGUUCAAGAUGUUAUAUGGGACUGCCUUUACAUCUUCUCAGAGCCGUUUCUUACUUGUUGGCCAUUCAACAAGCUUCUUAGGGAAAAAGCUCUUGGGGUGACAAUGAAACAUAUACAUUAUGAAGACGAAAAUAGUCGUUAUAUCACCAUUGGAUGUGUUGAAAAGGCAUUAUGCAUGCUUGCAUGUUGGGUUGAAGACCCAAACGGAAUUUAUUUCAAGAAGCAUCUUUUGAGGAUUUCUGAUUACUUGUGGAUUGCAGAAGAUGGGAUGAAAAUGCAGAGCUUUGGAAGUCAAUUAUGGGAUUCUGGGUUUGCCCUCCAAGCUUUAGUUGCAAGUAAUCUCUCUAAUGAAAUCCCUGAUGUACUCAGGAGAGGAUAUGAAUUCCUUAAGAAUUCUCAGGUUAGAGAGAACCCUUCGUCCGACUUCACAAGCAUGCACCGUCAUAUCUCCAAAGGGUCUUGGACUUUCUCUGAUCGGGAUCAUGGAUGGCAAGCUUCUGAUUGCACAGCCGAAGGUUUAAAGUGUUGCCUGCUGCUCUCGAUGAUGCCACCUGACAUUAUUGGUCCGAAAAUGGAUCCCGAACAGUUAUAUGAGUCUGUUACUAUCCUACUGUCUCUACAGAGUAAAAAUGGAGGUGUAACUGCUUGGGAGCCUGCCCGUGGACAAGAAUGGUUGGAAUUGCUAAAUCCUACUGAAUUUUUUGCUGACAUCGUGGUUGAGCACGAGUACAAUGAGUGUACUUCAUCAACAAUCCAAGCUUUGGUUCUGUUCAAGCAACUAUACCCGAAGCACAGGACAGAAGAGAUCAACAGUUCCAUCAAGAAAGCCGUGCAAUACAUAGAGAACAUACAAAUGAUUGAUGGUUCAUGGUAUGGAAGCUGGGGAGUUUGUUUCACAUACAGUACAUGGUUUGGUCUGGGAGGCCUAGCAGCUGCUGGAAAGACGUACAAUAACUGUUUGGCUAUGCGUAAAGGCGUUCAUUUCCUUCUCACAACCCAGAAAGAUAAUGGAGGUUGGGGUGAAAGCUACUUGUCAUGUUCCAGAAAGAGAUACAUUCCAAGUGAAGGGGAGAGAUCAAACUUGGUGCAAACCUCUUGGGCAAUGAUGGGUUUACUUCAUGCUGGACAGGCUGAGAGAGAUCCAACUCCUCUUCACCGGGCUGCAAAACUCUUAAUUAACUCCCAACUAGAGAAUGGCGAUUUUCCUCAGCAGGAGAUAACAGGAGCUUUCAUGAAGAACUGCUUGUUACACUACGCAGCAUACAGAAACAUCUUCCCAGUGUGGGCGCUCGCAGAGUAUAGGAGACGAGUUCCAUUGCCAUACGAAAAACCUUGAAAAGAGAGAAGCUAAAGAAGAUUCAUCUUAAUUUCAAACUCUUAAUUAGGAUCACUUUGUUACAACCUAUUGUAUUUAUAUGUAAGUGGCUGGUGUUUUCUACUGAAUAAGCAAACUAAUGAUCAAUAAUUAUACAUACA